CUUCAUGAUGAACAGUUUUUGAUGCCUGGUUUAGUAGACACACACGCACACGCUCCACAAUACAUGUUUGCUGGCUCUAAUAUGGAUCACCAACUACUGGAAUGGCUUAACGCUUAUGUAUUUCCAUGUGAAGCUGCCUUUAAGGAUACAAAACAUGCUGCAAAGGCAUAUACACGAGUCAUUCAACGCUUCUUGGCCAAUGGAACGACAACCUGCAGCUGGUUUGCAACAAUUCAUCUAGAUGCAUGCAAGGUGCUCGUAGACACAAUCGAUAAUUUGGGCCAGCGUGCCUAUGUAGGUAAAGUGAACAUGGAUCAAAACUCUCCCGAGUAUUAUAUCGAAUCAACCGAGUCAAGUCUGAAGGACACGCGAGAGUUUAUCGAGUACGUGCUUGGCAAGAAAGAUACUCUUGUCACACCCGUCGUCACGCCGAGAUUUGCCAUUUCCUGUACCCGAGAGUUGAUGAAUGGCCUAGGAGAGUUAGCAAAGGAGUAUAACUUACCUAUUCAAACUCACUUGUGUGAAAACUUGGAGGAAAUCAAACUCACAAAGUCAAUAUUUAAAGAUUCCAAGGAUUAUACCAGCGUCUAUGACGAUUCUAAUUUGCUGAAUGAAAAGUCUUAUAUGGCUCACUGUGUUCAUAUGACAGAAGAUGAACUAACGAUGCUAGCUGAACGAAAGACAGGCGUUGCUCACUGUGCCAAUUCUAAUUUUUCCUUACACAGCGGCGUGUGUAACGUAAGACGCUUUUUAGAAAAGGGUAUCAAGGUAGGCUUGGGUACGGAUGUUGCAGGUGGAUUCUCGCCCUCGAUGUUGGACGCGGUACGCUCUACAUUCUUUGCAUCUAAGACAAUGAAGAUCAUGAAGCAAAGCGAAGAUUACAAAUAUCUGUCUGUUCCUGAAUUAUUCUAUUUAGCUACUUUGGGAGGAGCAAAAGUGUUAAAUUUGGAGCAACAAAUUGGUAAUUUUGUAACAGGAAAAUCAUUUGAUGCCCUCUGGAUAGACCUAAAGCAUGGAUCUGUUGAUCUCAUGGGAGGAGAGACGGGGACGCAAAAGAUUGAAAAGUUCUUGUUUAAUGGCAGUGACCAGAACAUUCGACACGUUUAUGUUCAAGGCAAGCGUGUGGCUGGAAGAAGACAAGACUAG
Molecule: messenger RNA, 1146 nt
Organism: Rhizopus microsporus ATCC 52813
Lineage: Eukaryota; Fungi; Mucoromycota; Mucoromycetes; Mucorales; Rhizopodaceae
Product: guanine deaminase
Exons: 2
Biological process (GO): guanine catabolic process
Cellular component (GO): cytosol
Molecular function (GO): guanine deaminase activity; zinc ion binding
Source: RefSeq, a predicted model, not a curated record